Messenger RNA from Nematocida parisii ERTm1, 1457 nucleotides. RefSeq lists its product as uncharacterized. Lineage: Eukaryota; Fungi; Microsporidia. The transcript has a single exon. The coding region runs from base 1 to 1452 and encodes 483 amino acids. The record is from RefSeq and is a predicted model, not a curated record.
AUGAAUAGUUGGAUUAAGUCAAUGGUGACAGAAGUGCAGGAGCACAUAGGAUGUAAUUGGGUAAAAAUAGGCAGGGAUAUAAUGCAGACUGACACAACAACACAAGCUGUUCUAUCACAGCAGGAGAGGCUUUCUGAUGAUCCGUACGGUAUAAACAGAGUUAAAGUAGGGGUAGCCAGAGCCAAAUACAAUCCUUAUGUGUUUAAGAUAGAGUGUGUGAUAGGUCCGAAGAAAGACAAGUGUCACAUAAUAAGAAUAUCAGACAAUCUUAAUACAAUCACUGCGUAUGUAUCCAAUGAUGCACUAAGAUUCCUUAAAAAAGAAGAGAACAUAGCUGUUGACAUAUCCUCACUAUUAAAUAUGCACUGUAAAUUACUUAAGGGGUAUUUUAUAGUAAACACGAGCUCAGACAGGAAAGUGAGCCUGUACAUUGAAAGAAUGAGUUAUGCAGGUGAUAUGUCACACAAAAACAAGAAAGUAAACAGCAUUGUGUGCAGGGAUGUAAAUGUAGAAAAAGAAGUUGAAUUAAUCAGCAAAAGAAUAGAGAAUGAGAUAAAUAUUUAUAAAGAAUCUUGUAAUUUACCUAAUAUAGAAAAUCAGUUAGAAAAUUUUGAUUUUUUAAAUAACAGAAAUUUCAUUAAUUUAUGUUUAAUGGGUGAUUCUAUACAAAAUUCUGCCCACUCUCAGGUGUACCUUGGAGACAAUCCGACAAUUUCUGUAAAAACAAUAAAGCAUGGGAUUGAAGAGUACAAUUCAGAUACAGAAGACCAAAUAGACAGUAGCAAUUCUUCUGAUGAAGCCAUGGCAGAAUCAGAAAUCAAAGAAAACAGCACAGAAUCAUCUGAUUUUUUUCAUAAACAGCCACAUAUAGUGAAAGAAAAAGGACAUUCUCCAAUAAAGUAUGUGGCCAGUACGAUUCCCAUUAAAAAGCAUUUCUCUUCUAUGGUAAAACCAGAAAUUAAACCAAUUACCAGCAGUAUUACACAUAAUAAAUUAAUCCCAGAGAUUAUCCGAGUAAAUACAAAUAAUUCACCAUCCAAGCCAGACUCCAGAAAUUUAACACCCAGCAUAACUAACACCCAAAAAAUCAGAAAGAGAGAAGAAUUAAAUGAAAUAUUAUGUAAUAAAAAAGGAUUGCGUUUAAGAAUGCCCCCUAAAAAAAGACCAUCAUACAAUGACAGUUAUACCAGCAAUGAUACAUUAAAUAGUGUAGAAAUACCACCGAGUGUAAUAAAGAGUAUUAUUUCAACAACAAGUGAAUCCGAGGCACACAGUGAAAAUACAGAGCAGGAUGAAAUAAUUGGCAAGUGCACCGCAGAAAAGGAUCAAGAAUGGUCUUCUGUUGAGGAACUUUCAGAGACACAAGUAGAUGAAAUGAUAAAUGAAACUAUUUCUAGAUUUCCUACUAUUAUUUCCAUAUCUGAGUAUAAAAAAAGACAAAAUAAUCAAUAAAUACA